This is a messenger RNA of Coprinopsis cinerea okayama7#130, 423 nucleotides long. RefSeq lists its product as hypothetical. The transcript has 3 exons. The coding region runs from base 1 to 423 and encodes 140 amino acids. The record is from RefSeq and is a predicted model, not a curated record. NCBI's taxonomy places the organism in Eukaryota, Fungi, Basidiomycota, Agaricomycetes, Agaricales, Psathyrellaceae.
AUGGAAAAUGACUCGGAUCUUAUGGAAUGCGUACCGCCUCAUUCUAUGACCGGGUCCAAACGUAAGCGUCAACUGUCACCUGUUGCCAAUAGAUUCCAACGAGAAGUUUGCUCUUCAGUCUACGGACUUCGACAUGCCCUGUAUUUGGACGCCCAACCUACGAGGAACAUUACGUGUGACAUCACUUCAUGCCCGGCCAUCUUUAACCUAAAAGGCUUGAUUUACGGCAACAAUAAUCACUUUGUGGCGAGAUAUGUAGAUGCUUCCGACCGUGUGUGGUUCCACGACGGUAUGUCGUUCCAGCGUCAGUGCCAAUUACACGGUAUCCUCACAUUGGAUCAACCUGCGCACUGGUUGAAACGAUGCGACGACAAACAAUUAAUAUACACAUGGUACUCUAAAACUCCUAACCCUCCCAUAUAA